GGCGCUGAGGCAAGGAGCUGUCAUGUCGCAGAUGUUUAGAAAGAAGCUCUGGAGACAAAUUGUUUCCAAGGUCAUUCGGGAAAAGUUAAGAGAGGAGCUUGAAGCAAAACGUGACCAACUGGAUGGAAGACAUGACUACAUCCUCGGCAUUGUGGCCUUAUGCCUGGGACUGGAGGAAUCAGAAGUCCAAGAUGCCAUUCUGGAAGGAAAUCAGCUUGAUCAUAUGGAGCAAUUUUUUUUGGAAAACGGUCUCCAACACCUCAUGCUGUAUUAUCAGGAAACUGAACCUACAAAAGGAGCUGCAGCCGCUCUACCCACCCAGCUUGAUUCCCACCGGCACAGUCACACAAAGAAAGUGUUUGUAACUGAUGGAAAGGAUGUGGCAUUGACCGGCAUUUGCGUCUUCUUCACCAGAGCAAAAACUUUGAGAGCAAUAACCUCUGCGAACAUUCACAGUGAGGGGGGCUUCAAUAUGUUGGACGCCACAGAAGGAGGGCUUUUUAAAAGUGUGGAGAAGUUGCUCUCGGAAGUCUUCAUCCCCACACUAAGGGAAACAAACCACGGUUGGGGUGAAUUGGCCAGUCAGGGUGUAAAACAGGAGAUUAUAUCUUAACUUGAAAGAUUUGUCUCUGUUUUGAGGGGUGCACGGGAGAGCCUACAAGAAAUGGUUACUUUGAAGCAAUGUGACGCGCUUGACUUAGAGUUGUUGAAAUCCCCUGCAGAUUACAAGGCAGCAGCCAACAACAAAGAAACAACUGAAAAGAUAGAAACCUGCAUGCUUUUCUGUUCUACUAAACUGCUUAUGGACACAAUUUACAAGAGAUUGUCAACAUUUUUUUUCUGCUUAAAUGAUGCAGAAAGGACUGCAUUCGGAUCACUGCAGAUCAGAGCAUUUGAACAGAGCAGAGCGCUGCGCAGUUCCCACUCACCGCUCAGGAGGAUAUUCGCUCAUUCGCCACUCAAGGUUGCACCAGCCCUUGAUAUGAACAUGGGUGGAGCUCCUGCUGGUCCUGCAGGCACAGGUAAGACUGAGACCAUAAAGGACAUGGAUCGAUGUCUGGGCAAAUACGUUGUGGUUUUCAAUUGUUCUGACCAGAUGAAUUUCAGAGGCCUGGGAAGAAUAUUCAAAGGUCUGGCACAGUCUAGCUCCUGGGGAUAUUUUGAUGAAUUUAACCGCAUUGACCUUCCAGUCCUGUCGGUGGAAGCCCAGCAGAUUUCAAUAGUUCUUACAUGCAAAAAGGAUCGUAGCAAAAAGUUUACUUUCACCGAUGGAGACAGUAUCGACAUGGAUCCUGAAUUUGGCAUUUUCCUCACCAUGAACCCAGGUUAUGCAGGUCGCCAGGAGCUUCCAGAAAACCUGAAGAUCAACUUCCGAUCUGUAGCCAUGAUGGUCCCUGACCGUCAGAUCAUUAUUAGAGUGAAACUGGCCAGUUGUGGUUUUAAAGACAACAUCAAGUUAGCUGGCAAGUUCUUCACAUUAUACAAGCUGUGUGAGGAGCAGCUCUCCAAACAGGUUCAGUACGACUUUGGCCUACGCAACAUCCUGUCAGUUCUACGCACCCUGGGAGCGGCCAAGCGGGCUAACCCUGAUGAUACAGAGUCCACCAUCGUCAUGAGGGUUCUGAGAGACAUGAAUCUAUCAAAACUGAUUGAUGAAGAUGAGCAAUUAUUCCUGAGCCUGAUUGAAGACCUUUUCCCUAGCAUCAAACUUGAAAAAGUAGGCUACCCAGAACUAGAAGCUGCCAUUGACAAACAGGUUGAAGGUGCUGGACUGAUCAGCCAUCCUCACUGGAAGCUAAAGAUUGUUCAGCUGUUUGAGACUCAGAUGGUUCGACAUGGUAUAAUGGUCCUUGGGCCAAGUGGAGCAGGAAAAACCACAUGUAUACAUACACUGAUGAAAGCUUUGACUGAGUGUGGUGAACCUCACAAAGAGAUGCGGAUGAACCCCAAAGCUAUCACUGCGCCUCAGAUGUUUGGUAGAUUGGAUGUGGCGACAAAUGACUGGACUGAUGGCAUCUUUUCUACACUUUGGAGGAAAACCUUGAAAGCAAAAGGAGGAGAGCAUAUUUGGAUUGUCCUGGAUGGACCUGUUGAUGCCAUUUGGAUUGAAAACUUGAACUCAGUAUUGGACGACAACAAAACUCUGACAUUGGCAAAUGGAGACCGUAUACCAAUGGCACCCAACUGCAAGGUGGUUUUUGAGCCGCACAACAUUGACAAUGCCUCUCCGGCAACCGUGUCACGUAAUGGCAUGGUGUUCAUGAGUUCAUCUGUUCUAAGCUGGAGCCCAAUACUGGAGGCCUGGUUGAAGAAACGCUCUCCACAGGAGGCAGCGACACUCAGAGAAUUGUUCUCUUCUUCCUUCUCUUUUGUUGUCCGGAGAAUAUACUUGAAACUAAUUCUGAACCAAAUAUCUUCCAAGGCUGUUUUGCUGAUUGGAGAGCAAGGAACAGCCAAGACUGUCAUGAUCAAAGGCUACAUGUCUAAAUAUGACCCUGAAAGCCACAUUAGCAAAAGCCUCAACUUCUCCUCUGCAACUACACCUCUCAUGUUCCAGAGAACCGUGGAGAGCUUUGUGGAUAAGAGGAUGGGGACGACUUACGGCCCUCAUGCUGGGAAGAAAAUGUCAAUUUUUAUAGAUGAUAUUAACAUGCCUGUCAUCAACGAAUGGGGAGAUCAGGUGACUAAUGAGAUCGUCAGACAGCUGAUGGAGCAGAAUGGCUUCUUCAACCUAGAGAAGCCAGGAGAGUUCACCAGUAUUGUUGACAUUCAGUUCCUGGCUGCUAUGAUUCAUCCAGGAGGAGGGCGCAAUGACAUUCCUCAAAGGCUCAAAAGGCAGUUCUCUGUCUUUAACUGCACACUUCCCUCCAAUGCCUCCAUAGAUAAGAUAUUUGGUGUGAUUGGAGAGGGCUACUUCUGCAGUCAGCGUGGUUUCAGCUCUGAGGUUCAGAGCACCAUACACUUGGUCUCCCUAACCCGUCAUGUCUGGCAGAAGACAAAGCUCAAGAUGCUUCCGACCCCUGCAAAGUUUCACUACAUAUUCAACCUUAGAGACCUGUCUAGGGUAUGGCAAGGGAUGCUUACAACUACUGCUGAGGUAGUCAACUCUUAUCAGGUAUUGCUGGCACUGUGGAAGCAUGAGUGCAAACGUGUGAUAACUGAUAGAUUCACAAUGUCUGAUGAUGUGGAAUGGUAUUUUGUUGACUUCAUAAGAGAUGCCCCAGAAGCUACAGGUACCCAUGAAGCAGAAAAUGGAAGCCUUUUUUCUAUCAAGUACUAUGAGGCUAUUGAAUCAUUUGAGAAUUUAAAAGAGCGUCUAAACAUGUUCCUCUAUCUUUACAAUGAGAGCAUAAGAGGGGCCGGCAUGGACAUGGUCUUCUUUCAAGAUGCAAUGAUUCAUCUGACCAAGGUCUCAAGAAUAAUUCGGACACCAGGAGGUAAUGCCUUAUUUGUGGGUGUUGGAGGCUCUGGCAAACAGAGCCUGACCAGGUUGGCCUCAUUCGUAGCUGGAUACCAAACCUUCCAGAUAACUCUGACUCUCUCAUAUAACACCACUAACUUAAUGGAGGACCUGAAAAUGUUGUACAAAACAGCGGGUCUGCAGGGAAAAGGUGUCAGCUUCAUCUUCACUCACAAUGAAAUCAAGGAUGAAUCCUUCUUAGAGUACAUGAACAAUGUCUUGUCAUCUGGAGAGGUGUCCAAUUUGUUUCCCCGUGAUGAGAUAGAUGAGAUCCUCAGUGGUCUCAUACCUGUUAUGCGACAAGAGUUUCCAAAAAGACCACCAACAAACGAAAACCUGUAUGAGUACUUCAUGUCACGGGUCCGACACAAUCUCCAUGUAGUUCUGUGCUUUUCUCCUGUUGGGGAGAAGUUCCGAGCGUUGAAGUUUCCAGCACUGAUAUCCGGCUGCACCGUGGACUGGUUUAGUCACUGGCCAAAAAUGCACUUGUUGCAGGUGUCUCCACACUUCCUGUCUGCAUAUGAUAUUGAGUGCUCAGCCCAGAUCAAACAGGAGGUAGUCCAGUGCAUGGGCUCCGUCCAUGAUGGUGUUGCAGAAAAGUGUUCUGAUUACUUCCAAAGAUACCGGCGCUCCACCCAGGUAACCCCCAUGUCCUACCUCUCCUUCAUUCAAGGGCACAAGUCCAUCUAUAAAGAGAAGAGAUCUGAGGUGCAGACACUGGCCAACCUUGUUUGUGUGUGGGGUGGAUAAAAGCUAAAAGAGGCAUCAGAAUCAGUGGGAGCUCUUACCAAAGAGUUGGAAGAGAAAGAGAAAGAGCUACAGGUCGCCAAUGAAAAGGCUGAAAUGGUUCUCAAAGAGGUGACUGUAAAAACUCAAGCGGCAGAACAGGUAAAGGUCGAGGUACAGAAAAUAAAGGACACGGCUCAGGCCAUAGUGGACAGCAUUUCAGCUGACAAGGCCAUAGCCGAGGCGAAGCUGGAAGCCGCACGGCCAGCACUUGAAGAAGUUAGACGCUCAUUACAGACAAUCAAGCCAUCAGACAUUGCCACUGUGUGAACUCUAGCACGGCCUCCCCACCUCAUCAUGCGCAUUAUGGACUGUGUGCUGAUACUCUUCCAGCACCGGGUUAAUAGAGUGAAGAUUGAUCAGGAAAAAAAGUGCAUUACUCCCUCCUGGCAGGAGUCCCUAAAACUAAUGACAUCCGGAAAGUUCUUGAAAAGACUUCAGCAAUUUGAUGUAAAAACCAUUGAUGAAGAAAUGGUGGAGCUUCUGAUGCCCUAUUUUGUGGCCCCAGACUACAAUAUUGAUGCAGCCAAGAAAGAGUGUGGUGUCGCUGGUCUUCUCUCCUAGACCAGAGCUGUGGUUGACUUCUUCUUUGCAAACAAGGAAGUUUUACCCUUAAAGGCCAAUCUAGUCAAGCAGGAAAGCCGUUUGGACAAUGCCACUGCAGACCUUGCAAAAGCACAGGCUGAGCUGGAUGCCAAGCAGGCGGAGCUGGAUGUGGUGCGAGCAGAGUAUGAGAAGGCCAUGAUGGAGAAACAGACUUUGCUGGAGGAUGCUGAGCGCUGCAGACGCAAGAUGCAGACAGCGUCCAGUCUCAUCAGUGGCCUUGCUGGUGAGAAGGAGAGGUGGACAGAACAGAGCAAAGAGUUUGCAGCUCAAACCAAUCGCCUUGUGGGUGACGUCCUUCUGGCUACAGCUUUCCUCUCGUAUUCUGGAUCCUUUAACCAAGAGUUUCGUAAUAUCCUCCUGGACGACUGGCAGCAAGAAUUAAAGCAGCGUUCUAUUCAAUUUGCAUGAGGUCUAAAUCUUGCUGACAUUCUCAUUGAUGCUCCUACUGUUAGUGAAUGGAACCUUCGGCCUCACCUUUCUUUCUUUCAAGGCCUUACCAAUGAUGACCUGUCUAUUCAAAAUGGCAUAAUUGUGACCAAAGCUGCAAGAUUCUCUCUCCUUAUUGACCCACAGACACAGGGAAAAAUCUGGAUCAAAAACAAAGAAGCAAGAAAUGAGUUGCAGAUUGCGUCACUAAACCAUAAGUACUUUAGGAAACAUCUUGAGAAGAGUUUGUCUCUUGGUCGCCCCCUGCUGAUUGAAGAUAUUGGGGAGGAGCUGGAUCCUGCUUUGAACAACAUUCUUGAGAAGAACUUUAUCAAAACCGGCUCCACUUAUAAGGUGAAAGUAGGGGACAAGGAAGUGGAUGUGAUGAAGGGCUUUAAGCUUAAUAUGACCACCAAGCUCCCUAACCCAGCCUACACUCCUGAAAUAAGCGCUCGCACCUCCAUCAUUGGCUUCACUGUUACUAUGAAAGGACUUGACGACCAGCUGCUGGGUAAAGUGAUUCUCACUGAAAAGCAGCAAAUGGAGAAGGAAAGAACUUACCUGUUGGAAGAUGUGACCUGUAACAAGAGAAAAAUGAAGGAACUUGAAGACAACCUUUUGUACAGACUUGUAUUUUUUUAUGGUUCCCUAGUGGAUGAUGACAGCCUGAUUGAUGUCCUUAAGAACACAAAGCAAACAGCUGAGGAGGUCACUCAGAAGCUGCAGAUCGCUGCAGAAACCGAAGUUCAGAUAAAUGCUGCUCGGGAGGAAUACCGACCAGUGGCCACUAGGGGCAGCAUCCUGUAUUUCCUUAUCACUGAAAUGAGUAACAUAAAUGUCAUGUACCAGACCUCAUUGAGGCAGUUCCUGGGACUUUUUGACCUUUCUCUUGCAAGGUCCUCCAAAAGUCCAAUUACCAGCAUGCGGAUUGCUAGCAUCAUAGAGUACAUGACCUUUGAGGUGUACCACUAUGCAGCACGGGGUCUUUAUGAAGAACACAAGUUUCUUUUCACCUUGCUUUUGACUUUGAAGAUCGAAAUGCAAAGCAAUAAAAUCAAACAUGAGGAGUUUCAGACACUCAUUAAAGGCGGUGCAUCUCUGGAUCUGAAAGCCUGCCCUAAGAAACCAGCCAAGUGGAUUCUGGACAUGAGUUGGCUCAACCUUGUGCAGCUCAGCAAACUCAGCCAGUUCUCUGACAUACUGACUCAGAUAAGUAAUAAUGAGAAGCACUGGAAGCUUUGGUUUGAUAAAGAAGCCCCGGAGGAGGAGGAGCUUCCCAACUCCUAUGACCAGUCUCUGGACUGUUUUAGGCGGCUGCUCCUUAUUCGCUGCUGGUGUCCCGACAGAACCAUCGCACAGGCUCGUAAAUACAUAAAAAAUUCAAUGGGGGAGAGGUAUGCUGAAGGGGUGAUCCUUGACCUGGAGAAGAUGUGGGAGGAAUCCGACCCACGGACACCUCUUAUCUGCUUCCUUUCAAUGGGAUCAGAUCCUACUGACUCAAUCACUGCAUUUAGGAAGAAGCACAAGAUUGAGACCAGAUAUGUCUCUAUGGGACAAGGACAAGAGGUCCAUGCCCGUAAGCUCCUACAGCAGAGUAUGGCUAAUGGUGGAUGGGUCUUGCUCCAGAACUGCCAUCUGGGUCUAGACUUCAUGGAUGAACUGAUGGACACAGUGACAGAAACAGAAAAUGUCAAUAAGAGCUUUCGCCUUUGGAUCACCACAGAGGUCCACAACCACUUCCCCAAUGCACUUCUUCAAAUGUCGAUGAUGUUCACCAACGAACCACCCCAGGGCCUCAAAGCAGGGCUUAAGAGGACGUAUGGAGGCAUUAACCAGGACCUUUUGGAUGACACUAACACGAUCCAUUGGAAGCCAAUGGUGUAUGCUGUGGCAUUUCUUUACAGUACAGUUCAGGAGAGGAGAAAAUUUGGUCCUUUAGGAUGGAACAUUCCGUAUGAAUUCAACCAAGCUGACUUUAAUGCCACUGUCCAGUUUGUCCAGAAUCACCUGGAUGACAUGGACAUAGAUAAGGGUGUUUCAUGGAACACAGUUCAAUACGUGAUCGGUGAGAUUCAAUAUGGUGGACGUGUGACUGAUGACUACGACAAACAGCUCCUUAACACCAAUGCCAAGAUCUGGUUCAGGGAUGAAAUGUUUGAACCCACCUUUAAUUUCUACAAGGGCUACAAUAUCCCCAAAUGUUCCAGUGUGGAACAUUAUCUCAGUUACAUCCAGGGUCUUCCAGCCUAUGACACACCUGAUGUGUUUGGUGUCCACCCAAUUGCAGACAUAACCUUUUAGAGUAAACAGGCUAAAGAUGUGCUGGAUGCCAUUCUCAAUAUUCAGCCAAAACACAGCUCAUCAAGAGGAAGCGAGACCAGAGAGGCUGCGGUGUCCAGACUGGCUGACGACAUGCUGGAGAAACUUCCUGACUACGUACCAUUUGAAGUACAGGAGCGUCUUCAGAAGAUGGGUCCCUUUCAACCCAUUAACAUCUUCCUCCUCCAGGAGAUUUAUCAGAUGCAACAGGUCAUAGCUCUAGUCCGAAACACUCUAAUGGACCUCAGGCUGGCCUUCGAUGGGACGAUCAUCAUGAGCGAGAACCUGCGUGAUGCUCUGGACUGCAUGUUUGAUGCUCGCAUUCCUGCACGCUGGAAGGCAUCAUGGGCCUCCAGCACCCUGGGGUUCUGGUUCACAGAGCUGCUUGAGCGGAACCACCAGUUCCAGGGUUGGAUAUUUGAGGGCCGACCUAACUGCUUCUGGAUGACGGGCUUUUUCAACCCGCAGGGCUUCCUGACAGCAAUGAAACAGGAGAUUACUCGAGCCAACAAAGGCUGGGCCUUGGACCGCAUGGUGCUGCGUAACGAGGUAACCAGGUGGAUGAAGGAUGACAUCAACAACCCGCCUGGAGAGGGGGUGUAUGUGUAUGGUCUCUACCUGGAGGGGGCCGGCUGGGACCGCCGCAACUGCAGACUUGUAGACUCAAAGCCAAAGGUUCUCUUUGAGACGAUGCCGGUGAUCAGGAUGUACGCAGAGAAUAAUGGAGUGAGGGAUCAACAGAACUAUUCAGCUCCAAUUUACAAGAAGCCAGUAAGAACAGACUUGAACCAUAUUGCAGCUGUGGAUCUUAAAACCGUGUUUCCUCCAAAGAACUGGAUCCCCAGGGGUGUGGCUCUGCUCUGUGAUGUUAAAUAA
Molecule: messenger RNA, 8473 nt
Organism: Cyprinodon tularosa
Lineage: Eukaryota; Metazoa; Chordata; Actinopteri; Cyprinodontiformes; Cyprinodontidae
Gene: dnah5
Product: dynein, axonemal, heavy chain 5
Biological process (GO): microtubule-based movement
Cellular component (GO): dynein complex
Molecular function (GO): dynein intermediate chain binding; dynein light intermediate chain binding; minus-end-directed microtubule motor activity
Source: RefSeq, a predicted model, not a curated record